Didymosphaeria variabile is the source of this 750-nucleotide messenger RNA. RefSeq lists its product as uncharacterized. The transcript is spliced from 2 exons. Lineage: Eukaryota; Fungi; Ascomycota; Dothideomycetes; Pleosporales; Didymosphaeriaceae. The record is from RefSeq and is a predicted model, not a curated record. The coding region runs from base 1 to 750 and encodes 249 amino acids.
AUGGCAAAUACCGCUUUUCUGUUCGUCCCCGGUGCCUGGUGCCCAGGCUUCUACAACCACAAAGUCACGGAUAAGCUUCAAGCUCUCGGCUACCACGCCGUAUACGUGGAUCUACCUUCAUCUGGAAAGAAGGACGAUGCACCGGGUCUCCAAGAAGAUGCAUCCCACGUCCGGACCCAUGCUGCUGCGAUACUGGAUUCCGGGAGCAAUCUCGUUAUUGCAGGCAAUUCCUACGGCGCUUUCGUAGCCCAAGAAGCGUGCGAAGGCCUUACGAAGGCCUCCCGCCCGGAUGGGUCCCAUGUCUGCCACAUCGUUAUCAUCGCCUCAUUUUUCGCUCGAAAAGGCCAGACGAUGAAGGAUCUUGUGGAUGGUCAGGUACCCAUUCCCGAAGAUAAUGAAUGGCUCGAGGCUCCACCUGGGGAUGCGGCCUACAAAGCCUUCUUUAGUAGCUUAUCGGAGGAUGAGGGACUAAAGUAUGGAAAUAUGCUCCGUGAGCAGAGUACUAGGGCGUUGGUCGAACCGUUGACAUUUGCUGCGUGGGAAACCGUGCCGACCACAAUGGUGGUUGCUGGGAAAGAUCUUGCUCUGAAGCCACAAACGCAAUCAGAGAGUUUUGAGGAUGCACAGAAAACAGGCAUCAAGGGGCUGAGGAAGGUGGUCUUAGCCGACGGCGAACACGUCACUAUGUUGUCGAGUCCUGACGACAUCGUCGACGUCUGCGUGGGGAUCGCUGGUGUUGAUGCAGAGUAA